This is a messenger RNA of Coregonus clupeaformis (lake whitefish), 695 nucleotides long. RefSeq names its product transmembrane protein 263-B. The record is from RefSeq and is a predicted model, not a curated record. The transcript has 3 exons. NCBI's taxonomy places the organism in Eukaryota, Metazoa, Chordata, Actinopteri, Salmoniformes, Salmonidae. The coding region runs from base 172 to 570 and encodes 132 amino acids.
UAUUUUGACAGCAAAACACUGCACAUUUUUGCAAAUCGAAACUCUGAUCCCCGUUAUAUGGUUAUUUUAACACCUUUUGUGUUUUAUACUGCACAUUUAUUAGCUAAUUUUACUUGUGUGGCGGAAUUGACAGUGUUCAGAAAGAGAUCAGUCUUCUGCUUCUAGCAAAAGAUGAAGGUUCCUAGUGAUGAAAAUGAGUUGGUGGAGGAAGCCAGUAGCAGUUCAACAUCAGUAGACAACUCCAACAACGAGGAGAUUCCUCCUUAUCUACGUGAAGAACCUCCUGAAGACGGAGAGAAGGACCACCCUAAGACAGAGGCGGGGGUCAUCUGGAGGGUGACCGGCGGUCUCUUCAACAUGACCAGAGGGGCGGUCGGAGCGACAUGGGGAGGCGUGGCCUGGGUAGGCUGUAAGAGCUAUGACAUCACCAAGACGGUGGUGACCAGCGUGCCGGCCGCCGGCGUGGGAUUGGUCAAGGGUGGCGUUUCCGUGGUGACAGGAGGAGUGGGGGCGGUAGGGUCCGCUGUAGCCAGUAAAGUUACACCAAAGAAAAAGGACAAGUCUGAUUAGGCCAAGACCCAACUACCACCCCAUUGCUACAGUAUAGUUUAUAAAUGUCUCCCUAUCUGUCUGCUGUGUAUAGGUUCCAUUUGGUUGCUUGGGGUAACCAUUCAGAGUUGAAAAAGGCACAAGUA